This is a messenger RNA of Paramecium sonneborni, 586 nucleotides long. NCBI's taxonomy places the organism in Eukaryota, Ciliophora, Oligohymenophorea, Peniculida, Parameciidae. The record is from the annotation of a GenBank genome assembly.
CAUUCAUGUUAUACUAAAGAGUAAAAUAAAUGAUUAUACUCUAUAGGAACCUGAAGAAAUACUUGAACCAUCUAAACCUAAAGUAGAAAAUAGACUUCUCAAAUAUGCCAAAAAAUAUGAAGAGAAAAGGGUAAAACUCAAAGAAACUAUAUAUAAUGAAAUGAUGUAGGAUCGUCCCUUGAUAUAAACAAUUAAUUCUCAAAAAAGAAUUAAUCAAAGUGUUGUUGAUAGGCUUUAUGAAUCUCCACAUUGUGGAAAUAACUGUGGUUAAAUUGAAAAACUUGUCAAAAAAUCAUCUGUUAGAUAUCCUUUAUAAGAGAUAGUUCGACCAAUUAGUUCUUAAAAUCCUUAUAUUAAUGUUCCAUCUUAAUAAUCACCUCUUAAACAAUCCUAAACACUAUUAUCUCAACAAAGCAAGUUCUUAGAAAAUACAUUCUCUCAUUCAUAGAAAAUCAAACCAAUUCGUUAAUCUUCAGCUUUCAAAUUUAACAACAACUCCAUUCAUAAAUAAAAUAGCUAAAAUAGCAUCAUUCAACUAAGCAUGGAUAUCUUUUAAAGAAAAAAAAGAUCAUUAAACAUUUGUUGA